Messenger RNA from Acomys russatus (golden spiny mouse), 710 nucleotides. RefSeq names its product cerebellin 1 precursor (gene Cbln1). The record is from RefSeq and is a predicted model, not a curated record. Gene Ontology annotation, molecular function: protein binding. Lineage: Eukaryota; Metazoa; Chordata; Mammalia; Rodentia; Muridae. Bases 32 to 613 code for a protein of 193 amino acids. The transcript is spliced from 3 exons. Gene Ontology annotation, cellular component: synaptic cleft; glutamatergic synapse.
GGUGGGGGGCGGGGUGGGCGCCAGAGGCGCGAUGCUGGGCGUCGUGGAGCUGCUGCUGUUGGGGGCUGCGUGGCUGGCAGGCCCAGCCCGCGGGCAGAAUGAGACAGAGCCCAUCGUGCUGGAGGGCAAGUGCCUGGUGGUGUGUGACUCCAACCCCACAUCUGACCCUACGGGCACUGCUCUGGGCAUUUCUGUGCGAUCGGGCAGCGCCAAGGUGGCUUUCUCUGCCAUCAGGAGCACCAACCAUGAGCCGUCCGAGAUGAGUAAUCGCACGAUGAUCAUCUACUUCGACCAGGUACUAGUGAACAUCGGGAACAACUUUGACUCAGAACGCAGCACUUUCAUCGCCCCGCGCAAAGGCAUCUACAGUUUUAACUUCCACGUGGUGAAAGUCUACAACAGACAGACCAUCCAGGUGAGCCUCAUGUUGAACGGAUGGCCGGUGAUUUCAGCCUUCGCCGGUGACCAAGACGUGACCCGCGAGGCCGCCAGCAACGGCGUGCUCAUCCAAAUGGAGAAAGGCGACCGAGCAUACCUCAAGCUGGAGCGGGGGAACUUGAUGGGGGGCUGGAAGUACUCAACCUUUUCUGGAUUCCUCGUGUUUCCCCUCUGACUGGCUCGUAUCGGGAAUGGAGGCAGGAGAGAGGCAGGAGGGGAGUGAAAAAGAGGCCGGAAAUUAUCAGGGCAAGGAAGCGGCGCCACCGCAAACU